CGCCGCCCGCGUGGCAGCCGGGGCAGCGCCUGCUGCUGCCGACGCUGCGCCGGGGCCUGCGGCCGCGCCCUCCGUGGCGGAGGGCGCGAGCGGCGAUCAUCGAGGGCAGAAGAAGCCCCAACCCGAAUGAGAGAGUGAAUACGUGGCUUCACUGAGGUCCCUAUCUUUUGUAUGAGGGCUAUGAUAUCUGGUCGGUUUGUUUUGAGACGUCCACAGGACAAGGAGACCCCCAAUCCAUGACGUCUCUGGUCCGCCUAACUUAGGUCCCCUCCCAGAGGGUCAGGGUUCCAUUCGUAAUGAAUCAGGCGAGGAGAUCUGGGCGUACUGCGCGGGAGAGUCGAUGUGCUGCGCGUGCCCCGGCCGGAUCCGCUGGGGCAACGGCGACACCUGGAAGGAGGCCCCCGCCCAGGAGAGCGCGCGGUGCAGCCCGGAUCCGAGUUCUACCAGCAGCGCGUCUCGCCAGGCUCUGUGCCGCUCGGGGCGCCGCCGCCGGGCGCCCAGCUGGCGGUCUCCUGCGAGGUGCUCGAGGCCGGCAGGGUCAGCGGGCCUUGGGGCCGCGAGCAGUGGCGCGCCACGGAGGGCAUGUGCACUUCCGAUCAGCCUGACGGGCCUGCGGGCCCGCGGGCUCUGAACGAGGCGCAGCUGCGCCGCCUGGCCAGAGCGUGGGUCGACCCGUCGCCGGCAGACAACUACCAGCGCCUGUACGACAAGGACGGCUGGCUGGACGACGCGUUCGUAAACUUUGUGGGCGCGGCCCCGACGGACAGCAUGGAAUUACGCCAAGAUGAACUAUCAUCUCAUCCCCUCCGUCCACCUGUUCGCCACGAAGCCCGUCGUCGUUGUUCACUUUGGCAUGGUGGCGCCGCUGGUCUGGGAUCCAAAGGAGUUCCCUCGGCUGGUGGUGCUCCACGCCGCACCCCUGCCCAACCUGCCUAAGCGGCGCUUCUGCUUCAACACGUACAGGGCCAUGCUGGUCGCGCGGGUGCGCACGGGCAUCCAGCUCGACUCGGACCAGUUCGUCGCGCCAGGCGUGGACGCGCUCUUCCGCCGUGCGGCCGGGGAGAGCUUCCAAGACUACCCGAUGCCGAUUUUGCCCGUGUACUUCCUGACGAACGAGCAGCUGCCCAUGUGGCCUCAGGACGAGGAGAAGCACCGCGAGAGCCCCAUGCGGGUCUGAUGAGCCAUGACGUCCUGGCGUCGUGGACAGGAAUGCAAGAGUAACGAAGCCAGGUGUUUGGGUGGUUUACUCUUCUGGGGGGGGGGCCCUUCUUACCGGGCCCCCGGACCGUCAACACGCGACCCAGGAUAUAAAGCCGCUUCCCAGGAAGAGGUCCGGAUCUCUGGGGAGCCACAUGUUGAAAAACACACGACGUCGGAUGUCUGGGAAAGGAGGGGAUAGUGACAGUGGGGGAGUCACGAGAUCUGUUGCGUGCAGUUGGUUUCGG
Molecule: messenger RNA, 1445 nt
Organism: Prorocentrum cordatum
Lineage: Eukaryota; Dinophyceae; Prorocentrales; Prorocentraceae
Source: the annotation of a GenBank genome assembly